Neurospora tetraspora is the source of this 2117-nucleotide messenger RNA. RefSeq names its product heterokaryon incompatibility protein-domain-containing protein. Bases 217 to 1770 code for a protein of 517 amino acids. The record is from RefSeq and is a predicted model, not a curated record. The transcript is spliced from 3 exons. Lineage: Eukaryota; Fungi; Ascomycota; Sordariomycetes; Sordariales; Sordariaceae.
AACCGUCCGACCAAACUAGACUGUGUGCCAAGUGCCAAAAGUUGGACUUCUUCGUACCAGAUUUCCUCAUUGAAGACACAUGGGAAGGGCUCAAGGAGAGCCAAAGUAACUGCGACUUUUGCGCCUUGCGGUGGCGAGUUUGCAUCAACCAAAAUCUCAAGAACACGCGGAAGAUAACAUUCGUGCGGGUCAACUCCAUGUUACACCUCAACGAACAUGCUGAUCCCGUACUAUCUGUCUGCCGGGCCCCAGGCAUUCGAAGCCAAACAAGAAUCGAAGCGUGUCAAGAUUGGCUUCCCCAACCUCACAGUGUCCAGCAGUCAACACAUGGGGCUUAUGCGUCAAUGGCUCGAGUACUGUGACAGUCGACAUCAAUGCAAGCCACAGGCAAAUAGUUCUGUGCCAACUCGCGUCAUCGAUCUCGGUACCGGGAAGGAACACACCGUUCGUCUUUGCGAGACCAAACCGGGAGAUUCCUUCAGGUACAUUGCACUUUCCCAUUGCUGGGGAACGGAGCAACACUUCCUCACCACGGCUACUAAUAUCGAAGAGCACAAGAGAAGCAUUCCCAUUCAAACGCUUCCAAGGACAUUUCAACAUGCCAUUCAAACAACACGUCAGCUGGGCAUUCGGUACCUCUGGAUCGACUCCAUUUGUAUCAUCCAGGGUGACCACGGCGAUUUUGAUAAGGAGGCAGAGAAGAUGGAGUCAGUAUUCAGCUCUGCCUACUGCGUCCUUGCAGCGAGCAGUGCGCGCAGCCAGCAAGACGGCUUCCUCAAUCCGCGGAAAGCAAGGAAAGUCAUCAACAUGGUGAAAGAAGGUCAUACAAGAGGAGGCGUGUAUGUGUCCCUCUUCUCAGACGACUUCAAAGUGCACGUCGUCAACUCACCGCUUAGUGAGCGUGGUUGGGUGUUGCAGGAGAGGGCUCUGGCGAGGCGAACCAUCUACUUCACAGAGUGGCAAACGUACUGGGAGUGCGGCGAUGGGAUUAGGUGCGAGACUCUGACCCUGAUGGACAACAAACUAAUCUCCUUCCUCGGGGACCCGAACUUCCCUUCCAAACUAUCGGACGGCACUAGUGAUCGGGGCGAAAAGAUCCGUUUCUACGAGGGGCUCUACAAGCAAUACUCCCGCCUAACCCUCUCACGCGACAGCGACCGUCCUAUCGCGAUUGCCGGGCUUGAGAAACGGCUCAUCCACGACUUGAAAUCCUCGGGAGGAUUCGGAGUGUUCGACGACGAACGCAGCUUGCUACCGCGAAGUUUGCUCUGGCAGCGAGGCAGAGAGUUCCGCACCUUGGAAAAGAUCGGGAGCCAGGUGCUGCCCCGGGUGCCAACCUGGUCGUGGAUGGCAUACAAGGGGGGCAUCGACUACCUGGACCCCCCGUUUGGGGAGGUGGACUGGAACAUAUCCGAGAUCAGGGGGAACUGGUUCGGCAAAGGCAACAGGGCCGAGUUGAGCGCCAUAACGAGGGAGUUUCGUAUGGCAACGACAGGGACGACAGACUUCGACAUCACCUGGGAUAUUCCGAAGGAGAUUAACUCGGACCAGGCGCGACUCAAGUGUGUCGUGGUCGGCGUGCUGAGGCGGAGAGGCGUCUCGGCGGAGAGGAAGACUCACUAUGUCUUGAUCGUGAGAUUGCGGGAACACGACGCGGAAUUGCCAACGGACGAGACUGAGGUAUAUGAGAGGGUCGGUGUCGGAAAAAUGCUCGGCCAGUACAUCGAUCUGAACAAUUCUCAACCGCGAGAGUGGGUCAAAAUCCGGUAGAAAAAGAUUGGCGGGGCUUUUCAGAUAUUCAUGUUUGGGCAUUUCCUUUCAACCAUAGACUGGCACCAGCGUAUCUCUUUCGUUUACUGCUUUCAUGUUUGAGUUCAUUAGCUUCGUCUCACUAGUUUGAAACAGUUAUGAGAAAAUGAACUUCCGUUUCCACUCGUCAAUAACGCACAGGUCUGCUCUCGGUUAUCAUCGGUGGAUUGAGCGUCGUGCACUGCACGAUUCCCGGACACUCUGCAAAAAAACACUCUCUCACAACACCUAAAACAAAGAGGUCUUUCCAUAACGACUGAAAUAUGACCACGUAAGUAGAUAAUCAAGUCUUAAUUGAAGAAAUCUCC